Molecule: messenger RNA, 1161 nt
Organism: Meleagris gallopavo (turkey)
Lineage: Eukaryota; Metazoa; Chordata; Aves; Galliformes; Phasianidae
Product: vasotocin-neurophysin VT
Cellular component (GO): extracellular region; secretory granule
Molecular function (GO): neurohypophyseal hormone activity
Source: RefSeq, a predicted model, not a curated record
CAUUCCUUUUCAAAGCAGUAUCUUUCAAACCUGCAUCCCUCUCUAAAGCCAUAUCAUCCAAAACACAUCUCACCCCAAAUCCUCAUUCUCCAAACUGGUACCCUCCUAAAUCAGCACUCUCCAAACAAGCAUCCCUCCCUAAACCAGUAUCCAUCCAAACCACCAUCCUUUCCCAAACCACCACCCCCCUAAACCGAUACCCUCCAAACUCACACCCCCAAAACCCUCUCUUGCCACUCCUGCCCCCUUCAGACUCUCAGCCUUUCCCAAACUCCCACAACCUUCCCUUUGUCCACACCAGGGGUCCAUGCCCCCAGAUUUCCUCCUGCUCAGGGGAUUUGCUGUCCCUGAGUGCUGCCGCGUGCGCUUCAGCGCUGAAUCACCUCGAUUACAGAUUCACUUGGAUGCAAUUUGGGAAAGAAAACAAGGGGGAAAAAAAAAAAUAAAAAAAAGACAACAGCCCGCCCUUCUUCUCCUCCUCCUCCCCCUGGGAAGGGGGGACAGCAGCAUAAAUAGGCACCAGCACAGCACAGUGCCAGACACACAGCGCAGCCAACGAACGGCAGGGCAGCUUUCCCCGCACGCGUGGCACCACUCUGGGCACACUCAGCAUGGCAGAGCCUUCGCUGCCCCUCUCCUUCCUCUGUCUCCUGGCUUUGUCCUCUGCCUGCUACAUCCAGAACUGCCCCCGGGGUGGCAAGAGGGCUUUGGGUGAUACAGCCCUGCGGCAGUGCCUGCCCUGUGGACCAGGGAACAGGGGUCGUUGCUUCGGGCCCGGGAUCUGCUGCGGUGCAGAGCUGGGCUGCUACCUGGGCACAGCAGAGACACGGCGCUGCGCCGAGGAAGACUAUGUGCCUUCACCCUGCCAGGCUGGUGGGCAGCCCUGCGGCUCCGGUGGGCGCUGCGCUGCCAACGGUGUCUGCUGCAGUGCUGACACAUGUGCCAUGGAUGCCGUGUGCCUGGAGGAAGGCGGUGAACAGGCAGAAGAGGCAGUGGAGAAGAAUCUGACUGUGCUGGAUGGCACAGCUGGGGACCUACUGCUGAGGCUGAUGCACCUGGCCAACAGGCAGCAGCAGGGCAAGCAGCCUGGCCUCUGAGCAGCUGGGAUAUCAGCAGGACCCGUUGUAAAUAGCAGAUCUAAUAAAGUCCUCUUGCACUGUG